Messenger RNA from Purpureocillium takamizusanense, 1466 nucleotides. It is a transcript of the gene HNT2, whose product is annotated as Bis(5'-adenosyl)-triphosphatase. Gene Ontology annotation, molecular function: catalytic activity. Lineage: Eukaryota; Fungi; Ascomycota; Sordariomycetes; Hypocreales; Ophiocordycipitaceae. The coding region runs from base 194 to 1027 and encodes 277 amino acids. The transcript is spliced from 2 exons. The record is from RefSeq and is a predicted model, not a curated record.
CUUUCUUCCAUCACCCCCACCAGCGAGCACAAGCUCCAGGCAGCUCCAGGUUCCCGAUUCAGCCUCACAGCUCACGACAACCCACGGCGCUUCUCACUUAGCACCAUUCUCUGACACAUUUUUCACGAGCGGUUCCCCUUCCCGCUACACGUCGUAUAAGAGCCACAGGCACGCGGGCGUCCUCGGACGGAGCAUGCUCGCCGCCAGGUCGUUGUUGUUACGCACACGGGCCGCCAGAGCUGCCUCUUCGACGUCGCCAACAAAGAACAAAAGCAACUGCAAUACUGUCCUCACCGCAUUCCGACCUGUCUCGUCGUCUGUGACACGGGCCAUCGCCAUGUCUUCGGUGCCAGACGUCAAGGAGAUUAGGUUCGGGCCCUUUGAGGUCACGAAGCAGGUCUUUUGCGUCACGCCCCUCUCCUUUGCGCUCGUCAACCUCAAGCCCAUCGUGCCGGGCCACGUGCUCGUGUGCCCGCUGGCCCCGCACCGGCGACUGACGGACCUCUCCCCCGCGGAGACGGCCGACCUGUUCACCACGGUGCAGCUGAUACAGCGGGUGCUGGCGCAGAACUAUUUCCCAACCGACGAGAACCUGGAGGGCCGCGGCCAAGGCGGGGACCCGUCGUCAUCGUCGUCGUCGUUGUCGUCGCUAGUAGGAGGGAGCUUCACGGUGGCGGUGCAGGACGGGCCGGACGCAGGGCAGACGGUGCCGCACGUGCACGUGCAUGUCAUACCGCGGGCCAAGGGCGACCUGGGCGAUGCCAUGGACGAAAUCUACGUGCGCAUGGCGGGCGAGGAGGGCAACGUGGGCGGCGCGCUGUGGGACGGCGUCAUGGGCAGGCGGCCGGUGCCCGGCGGGGGGAUGCCGCGCAUCGAGGACGUGGAGCGCAACGUGCGGACCGAGCGGCAGAUGCACGACGAGGCGGACCGGUACAGGGCGACGCUGCGGCAGAUGCACGACGAGGGGCAGAAGGAGAGGGGAGGCGGGGUUUCCAAGACAGAGGCCCCCAAGGCCGCCGAGCUGUGAGCGAGUCGGAUCAUGUCUGUAAGUGCAGGCUCGCCAUGGUUAUGCUUAUGGGAGGGCGCCAGGGUUUCUCUACGGCAAGAUGCUCUCCAAUAGACUCCAAGACUUAGUCAAGAUCUUGGGCACCGUUUUCCCCCAACGCAAUGCUCGGCUACACACGCAGCAGCGAGUGCGUCUGGCAUGAGGGCAUGACGAUGAUGGGCGUAGAAUUUUUGGUGACUUUCAGGUUCACUGGCUGGCAUGACAGAGGACACGUGCGAUGCAACGAGACACAGGGGGAUUGAUGAGGCAUUGCUUGCAGCUGAGUUGAUCAAAAGAAAAAGAAGGAGAAGAAGGGGGAGAAGGAGAAAAAACAAGAGGCGCAUCAUUCGCAGACAAAUCCCGUCAUGAAACCCCUGCUCCCUUAUCAUGCGCAGUCUAUUUGUUUGAAGUUCUUCUCCCC